Messenger RNA from Hydractinia symbiolongicarpus, 3854 nucleotides. RefSeq names its product enhancer of mRNA-decapping protein 4-like. The record is from RefSeq and is a predicted model, not a curated record. Bases 160 to 3618 code for a protein of 1152 amino acids. Gene Ontology annotation, biological process: deadenylation-independent decapping of nuclear-transcribed mRNA. Gene Ontology annotation, molecular function: protein binding. The transcript has 22 exons. Gene Ontology annotation, cellular component: P-body. Lineage: Eukaryota; Metazoa; Cnidaria; Hydrozoa; Anthoathecata; Hydractiniidae.
ACGAGGGUCAGGAUGACUCAUUUACUCCAGACUACUCCAUGAGAUCGAGGUGGGAAAAAGGCGAAAAAGAAAGUAAAACUCGAAAGCUAUUUUUAUUUUUGUAGAGAGUAAACAUUCUUUCUAACUUCAUACAAGGAAAUAUAGCAAUCUAAAAGAAAUAUGGAGCCUACUGAAGUAAUACUUGAACACCAAGAUAUACAAUGUAAAGGAGAUGAUUCACAAAGUUCUUUCCCAGUAUUUGGUAACAACGUCCUUGUAAAAGCUAGUGAAUUAAACACAACAGACAGUAAUACAGCUAGUAACAAGAUUAAAGUUAGUCAAAUAUCAAAAUUUGAAUGGGAAGAAAAAUAUUACUCUGGAAAUCUUGUAUCCUGUAAUAGUACAUACAUAGCGUAUGUUUUGAAAGCUAAAGGAAGUGCAGAUGAUCAUGUUCGUGUUAUCAAUCAUCACACAUCGUCUCGUGUAUUACUGCGUGGGUUUAAAAAAUGUGUUGAAGACGUUAAUUUUGAAUCGUUUAAGUCUAACCAGUUGGCUUGUGUCGAUUCAGAAGGCACACUAUUUGUCUUCAAUAUAUUUGAAACAGAAGGAAAUGUAAAAUCUAAAAUAAUUAUAAAGGUAGUAAGAAGUCACAUUGACACUGCAAAAACUCGUCGAGUUGUUUGGGCACCUAAUCUUUUACUUCCUAUGGAAGGUCAUGAACCAAUGGUAGCUUUGUCCUCUGGAUGUGAGGCUGAAGUUUUUAACAUACAUACUAUAAAAGAAAAUUUUAAAGAAGUUGAGGAACUUUCUAGAGAUGAUAUUACAAAAGGUGUUAUUCGCAUUGAGAAGGGCCAUACUGAGGAAAUCACAAGUCUGGCAUUAUCUCCUGACACACAAGUGCUGGCUACAUGCAGUUUGGAUGGUGACGUUAAAUUUUGGAGCUUGAACUUUGAGGCUGAAGAUCCUCCAACCUGUCUUCACGAGUGGGAACCACAUGAUGGAGAACCUGUAUCAUGUUUAUUCUUUUGUGACAACUUAGUUGUUAGUGAUGACUCUUCACCGUUUUGGAGAUACCUUAUAACUGGGACUGCAAGGAAUUCGGUUUUAAAAAUUUGGUGCGCUGUCAAAUGGGAGUGUAUGCAAACCUUAAGGUUUGACAAGUACACUGAUAGUGCAAUCACUUCACCUUGCUUUAAAGUAGCGUUGGAUAUAUCUGCAAAGUAUCUCAUACUUUCUGAUAUUCACAGGCAGGUCCUGUAUAUCUGUCAAAUGCAUCACGAUCUCGAAAAAGAAAAUUCCUCCUUCAUAUCUAUUUCUGAGUUUAUUUUGAAAGAACCCUUGCUAAGUUUUGCAAUAAACGUUGCAAAAGAACGUAAAAGCAGGUCCUCUUCUGAUGAAGCUGAAGCUGACCUGGACGACAGCGAAGACAAGGAAGAGAAAGAAGAAAAAUCAAAUUUGUCUGUGGUUACUUUAUUUGCAAUUCAAAAGAGAGCAUUGCAGAAACUGUCAAUAAAGUUUAAAGCAAGCACGUCAGUGCAUACUGUUCCACCUUCCAUUUCGACAGCUUCUCAAGAUGACCUAUCAAUAAGAGAUGGUCUUUCGGAUAUUGAAGUUAUUGAGAAUACCACUGACAAAAACCCACCCGAAUCACUGUCUGUAUCUGAUGAAGACUUGUCAUCGCCAGUUGCAAGUUUCCGUAGCCUGGAGAGCACUCUGACGACUGUAUCUACUAUAUCCCUACUUCCUUCUUCGAUUACUCCCAUUGAAAACAAACUUGAUGUUUCUUCGCACAACGAAGAUGGAGAGACAACUUUGAUUGAUAUUCAGUCAACGGAAAUAAAUAACUCAGUGAUGGAGGAAUACUCCAUUGUUUCUGAGUCGUUGAUACAUGGAAUGGAGAAAUUAAGUUUUGAUGUGUCAAUGUUAGUUGGCAAUGAUGCCGUCGCAAAUGACGCUGUUGUUAAUGGACAUAGUGAAAGUAGCGCUAGUGUAGUCAUAAACGGUAAAACCGGGCCAGACGAAAGUAUGACGUCAAGUGCUCACAGGCAAAGAACACUUAGUUUUGAUGCAGUAGACGGUGUCGUGUUGGAUGAGAAACCUGUGAUAAGCACACCAAACACUACGAGUGACAAGACCACGACACCUGUCGACAUGCAGCAAAUGGCUACCAUUUUAAACAAACAGCAACAGCUUUUAAGCCAACAACAACACAUGUUAUACAGUCAGCAGCAAGAACUAAGCGAGAUGAAGGGCAUGUUAAAACAGCUGCUCAAUCAAAAGCGGCCUGCUUCAGGUGAAAGCCCAGUUGCUGCCUCUGACACCACGGAUCACGAGGAUUUGAAAGUCUUCAUGCAACUCCUGCAAAAGAGUGCCCUCUCUCAGUUCAGCAAAGCAAGUAAAGAUUUUAACAAGUCGUGCACACAGCGUAUCGACCAGUUUAUCAAGGAUCUUCAUGCGCAUGUGCAAAGUAGAGAGGAUCGAACAGUUCAACAGUUAUCGAGUGUUGUGUCCAACACCAUAGCGAUUAAGUUGGAGAAGACGAUCAAAGGCGAGAUGAAACAAACAGUGUUGAAUGGUUUGGAGAGGAUCCAACGUGAAUACUUUGAAAAAUUAACCAAUCAAAUUGCGCAGAAAUUAUCUGUAUGGGAGAGGACUCUUCGUGAAGAAAGUCAAGAACUCAUUAAAAGCAAACCGCUAGCUGAAUCGAUCGGGUUUGCAGCAGCAAGUAUACUCGAAGGGACGAUUCCGAAUGCGUACAGGGAAUCUUUUAAGAAUGUUCUUCUACCAGGAUUUGAGAAAGCUUCGAUGACCAUGUUUGCACAAAUCAACGAUGCGUUUCAAAAAGGGACCAAACAGUACCUUGAGCGUCUGGAAGGUCAUUUGGACGUAAGGAGACAGAAACAACAAGAAAAACAAGACCCUCUCAUCAAUAGUCUGCAAGAUUUGGUACAUUCCUUCCAAGGAACUGCAGAUCGAUUAACUAGUGGGGUAGAAACCAACCUCGAAGCUUUGAUGCAGAAGCAACUGCGUGAUGCUACCGAUAGAAUGCAAAACAACCUUGGGAAAUCAAUCGAAGCUCAGAUUAUUCCAUUGAUUGCAAAGUCUGUAAACAGACAUUUUGGCGAUGCUUUCAACGAGUGGAAGACUAAGAUUGAUGAAUCACUGAGUUUGAUACAAAGCUCCACAGUCAGUGCGUCGAUGUUGGUCGAUGACCGGGAUCCGAGGACUCGUGUAGCGGAGUUUUUAAAAUUCGGCGACUACAACUCAGCUUUCGACGCUGCAUUGAACGCUUCAGAUCUUGAAGUCGUUAUGUUUCUGUGCAAACAAGUGGAUCCUGUGGAAUUAUUCCAAGCGAAGGAUAAGCUGCCCCAGCCUACCAUUUUGUCUUUGAUGCAACAAUUUUCUAUGCACCUCAACGAAGAAACGGAAACGAAAAUAAGAUACAUGGAAGAAUCAAUCAUGGCGUUGGACCCAGAAGACGAAAUCACCCGCCAGCACAUGCCGGCUGUUUUAACAAAUCUUACCGAACAGGUAAACAUUGCUAUCGAGUGUUUGACGGAGACUGACCCAUCUAACAAACAGAUAAAACGGUUAAAGAUGCUGGUGAUGGCCUCCAAAUCUCUCCUCCACGGAGAUUAACAUUCACACAACAAGUUGACACGAAGUAACUGAGACUACCGUAAAAAAUGACCUACCUCCUACCAAAUCUGAGACGAAUGGAUACGCGUUGGAGAGAGCGAUUUAGUAAGCAGAUAUUUAUGAAAGUGGACACACAAACAUAGUUUUUUUCUAACUUUUUAGUCGUAGUAUAAAUACGAAUGUUUUUGUUGAGUUUUUUAAUUGUUAAAGUUCAGUGUCUGACUUCAUGCCAGCGA